AUGGAAAAUGACACUCAGACCUCUACCGACUUCAUCCUCCUGGGCCUGUUGCCCCCAUCAAGGGCUGGCCUUGCCCUCUUCAUUCUCAUCACCCCCAUCUUCCUAAUGGCUUUGGCUGGCAACCUGUCCAUGGUUCUGCUCAUCCUCCUGGACGCCCAGCUCCACACGCCCAUGUACAUCCUGCUCAGUCAGCUCUCCCUCAUGGACCUCAUCUACGUCUCCACCACUGUCCCCAAGAUGGCUUCCGGGUUUCUAUCUGGAAACAAGUACAUCUCCUUCCUUGGGUGUGGCUUCCAGAGUUUCUUCUUCUUGACUUUGGCAGGUGCAGAAGGACUGAUCCUGAUGUCCAUGGCCUAUGACCGUUACGUGGCCAUUUGCUGUCCUCUGCACUACCCCAUCCGCAUGAACAGAAGGGUGUGUGUGCUGUUGAUCCUGGGAUCCUGGGCAAUAGGUGCUCUCAAUGCCUGUGCGCACACAGUGUAUGCCUUUCACAUCCCUUACUGCAGGUCCAGGGCCAUCGAUCACUUCUUCUGUGAUGUCCCCGCCAUGCUGACUCUGGCCUGCAUGGACACCAGGGUCUACGAGUACACUGUUUUUCUGAGUACCACUUUCUUUCUCCUGUUCCCCUCCACAGUCAUUGUGUUUUCCUAUGGGAAAAUUCUCCUUGCUGUCUGCCGCAUGAGCUCUCGAGAAGGCAGGAGGAAGGCCUACUCCACCUGCAGCACCCACCUCACGGUGGUGACUUUCUACAUGGCACCUUUUGCUUACACUUAUCUCCGCCCAAAGUCCCUCCGAUCUCCAGCCGAGGACAAGGUCUUGGCUGUCUUCUAUUCCAUGCUCACCCCAGCGCUCAACCCUGUGAUCUACAGCCUGAGGAACAAGGAGGUGCUGGGGGCCCUGGGAAGAGUGACCCAGAGAAUCUGCUCUGGGAAAAUGUAG
Chinchilla lanigera (long-tailed chinchilla) is the source of this 939-nucleotide messenger RNA. RefSeq names its product olfactory receptor 2L3-like. The coding region runs from base 1 to 939 and encodes 312 amino acids. Gene Ontology annotation, molecular function: G protein-coupled receptor activity; olfactory receptor activity. The record is from RefSeq and is a predicted model, not a curated record. Gene Ontology annotation, cellular component: membrane. The transcript has a single exon. Lineage: Eukaryota; Metazoa; Chordata; Mammalia; Rodentia; Chinchillidae. Gene Ontology annotation, biological process: G protein-coupled receptor signaling pathway.